AUGAAGGCAGCGCGGUAUUACGGUCCAGGGGACAUCAAAGUUGAGCAAAUAGCUGAGCCUGAAGCCAGAGCCGGGCAGGUCAAGGUCAAGAUUGCCUGGAAUGGAAUUUGCGGAAGCGACCUGCAUGCCUAUCUGGCUCAAAUAACCAAGUUCCCGACCUUAACCGAACCAAACGACCUAUCUGGAGAGACCCUUCCUAUUACGCUGGGCCACGAAUUCUCUGGAACGAUCGUUGGCAUCGGAGAUGGGGUGGAGGGCAAGUUCAAACUUGGCCAGAACGUCGUAAUCGAACCCGUCGUUUCAUGCCGCAAGCCAGAGUGCUACUCCUGCUCACAUGGAGCCACCAAUGUCUGCCCUUCUACCAAUUUCAUUGGAAUUGGAGGAUGGGGAGGAGGUCUUUCUGAGUAUAUUGCGGUGGAUGCAAACCUUGUGCACAUAUUGCCCGAAAAUGUUUCCCUUGAAAUAGGAGCGAUGAUAGAACCGCUCGCGGUGGCCUGGCACGCAAUGAAGCGAGGUAACUUUCAAGAUGGACAAAGUGCCUUGAUUCUUGGUGCUGGACCCAUCGGUCUGUUUCUCUUGACGAUCCUGCGCGCGUUCGGGCCCACAAGUACGAUUGUUGUCUCGGAGCCAGCACAGAUCCGACGCAAUCUCGCCUCAAAGCAUGGUGCAACCCUCGUGCUCGAUCCUUUGAACCCUAACAACCCAGUUGAUGCCGCCGUCUUGAAAGCCACCAACGGAGUCGGUGUCGAUGUCGCAUUUGAUGCAACGGGCGUUCAGGCUGCAGUUGACACCGCAUUGCUGAGUGUUCGCCCCCAUGGCACGUUCGUGAAUAUAGCCAUUUGGGAACAGAGGCCGAGCUUGGACAUGAAUUUGGUCGUGUUUCGCGAAAUAACGGUCACUGGCAGCGCUGUAUAUCGUGGCCACCACCCAGAGUUGUUGGAGGCAGUGGCGAGCGGGAAGCUCCACGGGUUGGAUGACCUCAUUACUCGAAAGAUUGCUCUCGAAAACGUGGUCGACCAGGGGUUCAAAGCUCUGAUUAAUGAGAAGGACAAGCAAAGCAUACACUACAUUCAAGAAGUUGACUACCGCUCUGGAGUCUUAACAGAUUGGGCUGUUCCUCUUAGAGACCUUGCAACCUCGAAGUAUGAAGCAACUCUCGCAUUCGACCCUUUGAACCCCGUUAAAUCAAUUGUCGCAGCUCUUAUGAAGGCCACCAAAGGAGUUGGCAUCGAUAUCGCGUUCGAUAUCCAAGCUGCGGUAGAUCCUGCCUUGAUGAACGUCCGCCCGCAUGAUACCAAUCUUCGAUAUGAAUUUGGUCGUCUUGUGCGAGAUUAUGGUUUCGGGCAGUGCUGUGUACUUACCAGUGACAGCGACCAUGUCGGGUUGUUGGAGGCAGUGGCCGCCGGAAAGCUCCAAGGCCUCGAAGAUGUAGUCGACAAAGGUAUCAAGGCCCUGAUCAAUAAGAAGGACAAGCAACUUGAAAUCAUGCAAUAUUAG
Messenger RNA from Cyclocybe aegerita, 1497 nucleotides. NCBI's taxonomy places the organism in Eukaryota, Fungi, Basidiomycota, Agaricomycetes, Agaricales, Hemipholiotaceae. The record is from the annotation of a GenBank genome assembly.